Messenger RNA from Naumovozyma dairenensis CBS 421, 1869 nucleotides. It is a transcript of the gene ERC1, whose product is annotated as Erc1p. NCBI's taxonomy places the organism in Eukaryota, Fungi, Ascomycota, Saccharomycetes, Saccharomycetales, Saccharomycetaceae. Gene Ontology annotation, molecular function: antiporter activity; xenobiotic transmembrane transporter activity. Gene Ontology annotation, biological process: xenobiotic detoxification by transmembrane export across the plasma membrane. Gene Ontology annotation, cellular component: membrane. Bases 1 to 1869 code for a protein of 622 amino acids. The transcript has a single exon. The record is from RefSeq and is a predicted model, not a curated record.
AUGCCUAAACAAUUUGUACACACCACUUCAGAAAGAAGGUCCUCGGUGAUAUAUUCCACUAGUAUUGGUAAGGGAGGACUCUUCGUUCCUUCCGAUUAUAUCCCUACAGAGUCAAUGAUAGGAAGUGAGGAUACCACUGAUGAUAGUAACCAAGAAGACCAACAUUUCAUCAGACAAGAUGAAGAAGAAAUAACAGAGUAUCAAUCGUUGUUACCAGAAAACGCGCCCUCCGCUUCAGAAUCUCAAUUACAAACAGAUUACGGUACCACUGAAAAUGAGCAUCCAAAGCGAAUUUCGUUAGAACGUCGAAACUCAUUACCCCUACUAGAAGAAGAGAGAGAAUUAUUGAUAGAUAAUAAAUUGUUAAAUAGAAAAGAUGAUACCGAAGUCUUACAUCCUGAUAACGCUUCCCUCGAAAGUAUAAUAGAAUCAUCAAAUGAUAUCAUGAACACAUGGAACAAUGCAAUUCAAUCAGGUAAGGAAAUAAAAACAUCAUACAAAAGAGAAUGUAAAGUUAUAGCCCUUAAUGCUCUCCCAUUAAUCUUUACAUUUAUCUUACAAAAUUCAUUAUCGUUAGCAUCAAUCUUCUCUGUGUCCCAUUUAGGUACCAAAGAAUUAGGUGGUGUAACAUUAGGUUCUAUGACAGCAAAUAUCACUGGUUUAGCGGCCAUACAAGGCCUCUGUACGUGCUUAGACACAUUAUGUUCACAAGCAUAUGGUGCUAACAAUUAUCAUUUAGUCGGUGUAUUAGUUCAAAGAUGUGCAGUUAUUACCAUUCUUGCAUUCUUACCAAUCAUGUAUAUUUGGUUUAGUUGGUCAGAAAUAAUAUUAUCAUGGAUGAUACCGGAGAGAGAAUUAUGUAAAUUGGCUGCAAAUUAUCUUAAAGUUACUGCAUUUGGUGUACCAGGGUUUAUCCUUUUCGAAUGUGGGAAACGUUUCUUACAAUGUCAAGGGAUAUUUCAUGCAUCCACAAUUAUUUUGUUCGUUUGUGCUCCUCUAAAUGCAUUGAUGAAUUAUAUCCUUGUUUGGGAUAAGAGAAUUGGGAUCGGUUAUUUAGGAGCUCCCCUAUCAGUGGCAAUAAAUUACUGGUUAAUGACAUUAGGAUUAAUCAUAUAUACAACAACAACAACGAAUGAAGCCAAUCCUUUAAAAUGUUGGAAUGGAUUAAUUAAGAGACGUCAAGUAUUUAAAAAUUGGAAAAAAAUGUUCAAUUUAGCUUUACCUGGUAUAAUUAUGGUAGAAGCUGAAUUCCUAGGAUUCGAAAUUUUAACAAUUUUCUCAUCUCAUCUUGGUACCGCUCCCCUUGCUGCCCAAUCCAUCGUUUCCACCGUUGCAUCAUUGGCAUAUCAAGUCCCAUUCUCGAUUUCUGUUUCAACAAGUACAAGAGUAGCAAAUUUCAUUGGAGCUUCAUUGUAUAAGAGUUGUAUUACCACUUGCAAAAUGGCUUUAUUGUUAUCAUUCGUCUGUUCUUCAAUGAAUAUGUUUAUCAUAUUCGAAUUUAAAGAUAAAAUCGCUAAAUUAUUCUCUAAUGAAUCCGAUGUGGUGAUUUUAGUCGUUUCAACACUACCAAUCCUUGCUUGUAUGCAAGUAUUUGAUGCAUUUAAUGCAUCAACAGCUGGUUGUUUGCGUGGUCAAGGAAGACAGAAAAUUGGUGGAUAUAUUAAUUUGUUUGCAUUCUAUUGUGUUGGGAUACCGAUGGCAUAUUUGUUAGCUUUUAAAUUUAAUAUGGGUAUUUCUGGGCUAUGGUACGGUAUCACAUGCGCGUUAAUAAUGAUGAGUAUAUGUCAAGGUUAUGCCGUCUUCCAUUGUGAUUGGAAAAGCAUUAUUCAUGCUGCCAGAACAAGAAAUGCAGAAAAUACUAGGGUUUGA